AUGGACGUGGACGUGGACCUGGACCUGGACGUGGACGUGGACGUGGACAUGGACGUGGACAUGGACAUAGACGUGGACGUGGACGUGGACGUGGACGUGGACUUGGACGUGGACGUGGACGUGGACGUGGACGUGGUCGUGGACGUGGACGUGGACGUGGUCGUGGACGUGGACGUGGACAUGGAUGUGGACGUGGACGUGGACGUGGACGUGGACGUGGUCGUGGACGUGGACGUGGACGUGGACGUGGACGUGGACGUGGACAGGGACGUGGACGUGGACGUGGUCGUGGACGUGGACAUGGUCGUGGACGUGGACGUGGACGUGGACGUGGACGUGGACGUGGUCGUGGACGUGGACGUGGACAUGGUCGUGGACGUGGACGUGGACGUGGUCGUGGACGUGGACGUGGACGUGGACGUGGACGUGAACAUGGACGUGGACGUGGACGUGGACGUGGACGUGGACAUGGACGUGGACGUGGACAUGGUCGUGGACGUGGACAUGGACAUGGACGUGGACGUGAACGUGGACGUGGACAUUGUUGUGGACGUGGACGUGGACGUGGACAUGGACAUGGACGUGAACGUGGACGUGGACAUGGACGUGGACGUGGACGUGGACGUGGACGUGGACAUGGACGUGGACGUGGAGGUGGACGUGGACAUGGACGUGGACGUGGACGUGGACGUGGACGUGAACGUAGACUUGGACAUGGUCGUGGACGUGGACGUGGACGUGGACGUGGACAUGGACGUUGACGUGGACGUGGACGUGGACAUGGACAUGGAAGUGGACGUGGACAUGGACGUGGACGUGGACAUAGAUGUGGUCGUGGUCGUGGACCUGGACGUGGUCGUGGACGUGGACGUGGACGUGGAGAUGGACGUGGACGUGGACGUGGACAAGAGCUUGCGUGGUCCAGGAGCUUGCGUGGUCCAAGAGCUUGCGUGGAGCUUGCCUGGUCCAGGAGCAUGCCAGGUCAACGAGCUUGCCUGGUCCAUGAGCGUGUCUGGUCGAGGAGCUUGCUUGGUCUAG
Messenger RNA from Closterium sp. NIES-65, 1038 nucleotides. The record is from the annotation of a GenBank genome assembly. Lineage: Eukaryota; Viridiplantae; Streptophyta; Zygnematophyceae; Desmidiales; Closteriaceae.